GACCGCGUCUCCGGCUAAUUGCCCAUUCUGUUCGCCUCGGUCUAUUAAAAUGUCCUUUCGUUUCGGACUUGUCGUUUGCCUCACUCUUAUUAGUUGUUCCGCCGUCUUUUCCGCCAAAUUUUCCUUAAAUCCAGCAGCUCGGAAUGACACGGUGCAGCAGAAGAUCUUUAAUUUCCUUGCUAGGAGUUCAACGACAAUCGCUCCGUCCAAAUCAGAACUUUGCGAGUGCGGAUGCGGGAUUCGGAACGAUGCAGGGAGGAUAGUCGGAGGCCAGGAGACGGCGACCAACGAGUACCCGUGGAUGGCCCGACUCAGCUACUUCAACCGUUUCUAUUGCGCCGGCACACUCAUCAACGAUCGUUACAUCGUUACCGCUGCCCAUUGCGUUAAAGGAUUUAUCUGGUUCCUGAUUAAAGUGACGUUCGGAGAGCAUGAUAGAUGCAGCAGCACGCGAAAGCCGGAAACGAGGUUCGUCCUCAGGUCAAUCGCUGGCGAGUUCAGUUUUACCAAUUUUCAGAAUGACAUCGCUCUCCUAAGGCUAAACGAUCGAGUGCCGUUUACGGACACCAUCCGUCCUAUUUGCCUCCCGGCAAAGGAAGAUGUUUCCUACGAGAACAUACUUGCCAUAGCAACUGGUUGGGGGACGUUGGCGGAGAACGGGAAAGCGUCGUGCACCCUGCAGGAGGUCAAACUACCCUACGUGAACCACGAGCAAUGUGUCAAUAAUUAUCAUAACACCAAAGUAAUCACCGAUCACAUGAUCUGUGCUGGUGCAGAGGAAGGACUCAAAGAUACUUGCCAGGGUGACAGUGGCGGGCCUUUAAUCCGCGUGAGGGACGACAAAAGAUACGAGUUGAUUGGGGUCGUCUCCUUCGGUUACGGCUGUGGACGGCCCGGGUACCCUGGCGUCUACACAAGGGUCAACCACUACGUCCAAUGGAUCAAAGAACACACCAGGGAAGGAUGCUAUUGUGCUGAUGUGUUCAGUGUUGUAAAUCUCUCUAGGAGGUCCAAGUUAAGCAUUAUCUGUCACACUGUUGGAUCCUCAUACAUCGUAAGUGAACAAAUAUCGAGGGAGGAUGCUGAUAACCGCUUGGGAGGACUGGAAGAUUUCAGAGCGGAACUGGAGAUGCUGACUAAAGAGUGGUGUGUCCCAUGUCGAUGCGGGAUGCCAAACCGGAACAAGACCCGAAUCGUGGGAGGGGUGGAGACGGUGGCUCACGAGUUCCCGUGGAUGGCCGAGCUCCAAAUCCGCGGACGCUUCUUCUGCGGUGGCGCCCUCAUCAACGACCGAUACAUCCUCACUGCCGGACACUGCCUCAGGGGUGACUUUAACCUUCAAGAGUUGACGGUUGUCCUGGGAGAGCAUGACCGAAAUGACCCAAAAGACUCGAAAGUACUCGUCAAGAGUGUGUCGGAAGUCAUAAUCCAUCCAAAGUAUGACCCAACGACUCCAAAAAUGCACGACAACGAUCUUGCACUCCUAAAACUCUCCAGCCCUGUCAUGCUCAAUAGCAACAUCAAGCCUGUAUGCUUGCCACCACAAGGGAUCUCGUUCAACGGUAAAAGAGGUACAGUGGCCGGAUGGGGGAAAACCAGCGAGACAGGGAGCACCUCGCCGACCCUGCGCAAGGUCCAGGUCCCAGUGCUCAGCAACGAGGGAUGCGCAAAACUACCCGGUUUCGACAAGAGUCUCACAAAAAAUAUGAUGUGCGCCGGAUUGAUCAACGGUGGAAAAGACUCAUGUCAGGGUGACAGUGGGGGUGCUCUAUUAGCGGAAAGCAAGACACAACAAAGGGCGGUUGUAGCGGGCAUAGUUUCCUGGGGCGUAGGCUGCGCCAGAGCGAAAAAGCCGGGUGUCUACACGCGCGUGAACCGGUACCUCAAAUGGAUCGCUGGUCAUACUCAGGAUGCUUGUUAUUGUCUUUGAAUGAAGCUUGUCUUCAACAAUAAGCUUGCUCAAUCAACCUGAAGUCCCCCCCCCCUCUGAAAUGAGAUAUCUUUCGAAUGAAAUUAUCAAAAAUCUGCUGUGAUCAUUAGUUUUUACCCAUACACUUUUAACACUUACUUUUGUAAAUUUUUACACCUCAAACGUUCUCUCAUUAAAGUGUCGGUCUCGCUCAAAAAUGU
Molecule: messenger RNA, 2130 nt
Organism: Bemisia tabaci
Lineage: Eukaryota; Metazoa; Arthropoda; Insecta; Hemiptera; Aleyrodidae
Source: RefSeq, a predicted model, not a curated record